AUGAAAUAAAGGCUUACAGGGUAAAUUACGCAUUAUAUUUAAAUUUACCAUGUAAUAACUAGUUUUAAACUACCUUUUGCAUGAACAUGGAAUAAAGAGUUAUAUAUACUUCAUAAGUGAUUAAUUUUUACAGACAAUAUUUUGCAUGGAUUAUUAUUAAUUAAUGAAAGGAAUAUUUUAAUCUUAACAAUCAUGUCCAAUCUGGAUUUUACAGAGUUGGAUCAAUGGAUGAAGGAUCUAAAUGUCCUACAGUCGGAUUUACAUCAAAUUCGUCCCAAUAGUGACAAGAACCAUCACAUACCUUUAAAUAACAAAGAUACUGGUGAAGUCAAUUUCCCUGUUUACAGACAAUCAUCACAUCUCAUAAAGGAUACAGUGAAAAAUAUAACGACGCCAACCUCAGCAACUGGAAAGUAUAAUACCCUACAACUAAGUAGUAAAGAUAACAGUAUACCCAAAACGAAUCUGUCAUCCCAAAGACAACAACAAGUACCUCAUCAACCGAUAAGAACAACAACAAACACCUGCAGUUCAUCUGAAUCACACAUCACAUCUAUUUGUUCAGUUAGUCGAGAAAAUCAGAACAGAACUUUCCCAAAAUAUGAGUAUAACAUUCAGUCUAAUAAAUUCAUUAAUGAAUCAUUUCAAUAUCGAAGAACACCGGAGAACUCAGUGGAUAACAACAAUUUGAACUAUGAAAUAACGAAUUGUACAAGUAAAACAGACUACCAUUUACGUAAUAGUACAACAAAGGAACCGAAAUCUGUACACUGGUCUGAAGACUUAGACACUACAGACGCCAGCAGAAAACAAGUAGUCAGUGGUGUUCACAAUACAAACAACAAUAUUAGAAUCGUACCCAGUUAUCCUAUCACUGCCGCUACUGCCAUUACUACUACUACUACUACUACCACUACUACUGGUAGUAUAGUGAGUAGCGCCAACAGUCAUAUCAACAUCUACGGAACCAGUUAUCCAGUAAAUCAAGCACCUUCAAUAAAUACUAGAAGACAAAAUAUUACAGAAGAUGAAUCAGUUGUUCCUAAUACUUCAUAUCUUCCAUCACAUACAAAACCUGUCAAUGAAAUUCUCCGAAAGCUAUCAUCUUCAUCAUCUGUUUCUCCAAAUGCAUCCAACCAGAUUCCUAGAAGUCAAAGUUUAUACACCUACUUGUUUAAACAAAACGAACUAAAUAAUAAGCCGGUUACAACCAGUAUAAACUUAUUGUCAAGUACAAUAAGACCUUCAAGACCACAUGAUGGUCAACCUAAAUUACCUCCUAAGCAGACUCCUGUAAACACAACCAUCAACAGUUCUGAUACGAAAGAUAACAACAAGAAUACUGUUGAUUAUUCUGUGGCUAGAAGGUCAACAUGUUCAUCAGUAUAUGGAUUAGAAAACAUGAUUUCUUCGAAUUCAUCAACUACAUCUCAUAUACCUAUGUACACUAAACAUUUCUCACCAACUCCUAUAAGAGGAUCUCCAUGGCAAACGGAAGCUGACAGAUUCAUCGACAGAAAUCAAUCCAGUGGACCAAAUCUUAGCCUAAAAAUCUACCUACCGGAUCGUACAAGUAGAUUUGUAUCUGUAAAUAAUACAACAACUGUACUGCAAACUUUACAAAGUUUAACUGGUUCAAGUCAAAAACUUCUCAAUAUGCGACAUGCUCUAGUGGAAAAAAUUCCUGUUUUACAAUUAGAACGCUGUCUUGAAGACAAUGAAUAUUUACUAAAUUAUUUAUCAACAUGGAAAACAGAAAAUGAAAAUUUAAUUUUUUUUGAAGAACGUCAAGAUAUGUAUGGAUUAUUUGAAAGUCCAAAGAUUUGGUUGGGGGAACAUUUUACUGCCUUCAGUAUUACUUCCAAUAAAAAUAUUUUCAAUCGAAAUGAAAAAUUCAGCUUACCCUCACAUACAGAUCAGUUGUAUUUACGUAUUGGACCUACAAAAUGGAAAAGAAGAUACUUUCAUUUGAAUAAAAAUGGUUUAUAUUUUAGUAAACAAAAAUCACCAGAUAAGUCUUCAAUAAAACGUUUGAAUAUCUUUCAACCAAAUUUGUAUCUAUACAUUACAAUGCCAAAUCAAGUCAAUACAGAAUCUCCUACCCCAUUUGGACUGGUUGUAAGGCCUCAUUCAACGCAGCAAGCUGAUUCACGUGUCAUUGUUGAAAUGUGUGCACUUAAUGAGGAAUCAUGGAAGAUAUGGUAUUCUUUACUUCGUACCGCUUUGUUUGGUAAACGAUUAUCCAUAAAUUAUAUGGUCAGAACAGAUAUUGUGAAAGUUUAUCGUGAAAAUUGUUCACAUGGAGAUUAUCAACUCAGGAAUUCAUCAUGUUUUAAUUCAAUAAGUGAUAGGCCUAUAUCAUCAACUACUUCAGAUUUAGAAAAUGAACAAAUUUUAGGUGAUAUACAUUCAUCAUUUGAUCCUAGUUCAAAAACAAGCUCUAUUGAUAUUGGUUAUCCAUUGAAAUCAGUCAGUUAUAGUGUAAAUGAUUUAUCUAAACCUUUACAAUUAAAUCUACCAAUGAAUGAAGGUAAUCAUCGACCAAAUGAAGCGUCAAGUUUAACUAGUCUUACACUUUAUCCAAUUCAAACAUCAAUAGAUCAAUCAAUAAAUCGUCAAAGUCGGCUAGAUAAACGAAAUAUUAAAUUAGUAAAAAAGCGUAUUUUUGGUAAUGGACCAGCUGCACGUCGAUGUACACGUUCUAUUAGUCAAAUUAGUUCACCAUUUAAUAUUAGUUUACCUAAUUGGAUACGUGCAAGUUAUGAGGAUAAAGUGAAUGAACGAUUCAAUGAAACAGUAUUAUAAUUGAAGAAUGAUAAAUAGACUUUUGUAUGUAUUAUAUCAUUCAUGAGAUGAAUAUACAAUAAGAUAGCAAGUAAGCUAUAUUCAAUGCCCUAACAGGAGGUUAUUAUACAUCACAUCAUCUGAUAGAUGUACACAUACACAUACACACAGGGUGAUUAAGAAUCUCCAGGUACCUUUUAAUUUCAUCUUUUAUAGAACUCAAAUAAAAAAAUUCACUAAUAAAACUAUUGUCAUUAAUCAAUAUUAUUCAGUUAUUGUAUAAAAGUAUAAACCAGAGCCAUUUUAAAGAUUGACAAAAUUCUUAUUAUAUGAAGUUAUUACUAUCAGAUAUGCAUAUUAAUCAGAAUAUAUGAUUUAAUAAGAGAAUACCUACAUAUUUUUUGCUUUUUUUUUUAAUUAUUACUAUUUAAUCAUACAAGAUUUUCAUUAUACUUAUUAUACUACUCACAAAACUACUUAUUACAAUAUUAUCGUAUCAGCUAUUCAUGUACUGAUCUCGUUUCGUCAAUCUAAACAAAUGAGACUAACCCGUAUACAAACAUUGAACAUAUAUGAAUGUAUAUGGACUACUUUUCUGUUGUUGUUAUUGUUGUUUUUUCAUGUAUCAGACAAAUUUAAUUGUACAUACAUAUAUAUAUCUUUAAAGUGAACUGAUUUAAAAUGUUUUCUGCCGUAAGAUAAUCUACAGAAAAAAUGAUGGAAAUAAACUAUUUUAUUGUGUUGUAUUUUUAAGGUAGAAUAAAUUUAUUUUAAACAUUGUAAGUAUUUUUCCUCAUUUUGUUUAACUAUUUGAAUUUCCCACACUUUUUUUAUUUUAUUGAUUUAAACAAAAGUGUUAUUGAAAAUAAAACUAAAUUAUUAUCAUUAUUAAAGAUUAUUAUCUACAGUAUUUAUAAUAAACAUAGUUGAUGUAUACUUGGAAUUAUUGAGAAUAUAAAACACAAGAAUUGGCUAGAAUGAUGUGCAGAAAAAUAAAUUAUUUAUUUGU
Molecule: messenger RNA, 3793 nt
Organism: Heterobilharzia americana
Lineage: Eukaryota; Metazoa; Platyhelminthes; Trematoda; Strigeidida; Schistosomatidae
Source: the annotation of a GenBank genome assembly